Molecule: messenger RNA, 2729 nt
Organism: Sitodiplosis mosellana (orange wheat blossom midge)
Lineage: Eukaryota; Metazoa; Arthropoda; Insecta; Diptera; Cecidomyiidae
Exons: 3
Coding region: 1399-2292 (297 amino acids)
Biological process (GO): neurogenesis
Cellular component (GO): cytosol
Source: RefSeq, a predicted model, not a curated record
CAUGUUAUAAAAAAUGUAAACAAAUGUGACAUUUCGGGCUGUCAUCACCAAUACAAAGUAUUAGCAUUCAUACAUGGACCACUUGCUUUUUUCGCACACAUCAACAGGUCAACAUAACCACAAAAAUGUGAACCGGCUUUUCUAUCAUUUUAGCUGUCAUUGAAUUCAAUCUAUUUUUCAUUCGCAUACAAAACUCACUUAUGAAACAGUCACCCUGAAACUAUUCUACGAUUAAACACAGAAUUUCAAUAUUCUUUCCAGUUUUUCUUAUUCAGUUUAUAUUGUUGAGCGAAACACUUCAGCUCUUUUGUAAAAUCAGUUUAAUUUGAAAUCAUCUCAAAGUCAUUGUCGGAAGCAAAAAUUCAUCUCAAUUCAACCACAAUCACUUGAUGUAGUUUGCAGAAGAAUUCUCACACCAGCCAGAUGUUAUAGUUAUUUGAAUAUUUGGCAUCAAUCAAACUAUUCGAAACACAUAUAUAACCAUAGACUUUCCAAGUAAGUUCAAACUGGAGCACGCAUGGAGCUGAAUAUCAAACAUCAAAUUAGAAUUGGCAUACACUAUGCAAUCGUCCUGUAUUCAAACCCCUAAAAAGUGUUAUUAUAUUCUGAACUGUGAAUUGUAAUUGUUUUUUUUUGGAUUUUAUUUUUUUAAUAGCAGGUGUUUUACAAGAUAAAACCAAAAUUGUCGAGAGUUGACCAGAUUGAAGAAAACUGACUGACGGUUGAUUCCUUUUUUGUCUUUGAAGGUCCACACUCAAUAUUCGGACAUCAGAACCAAAGUAAUCUCAAUUUGAAUACUUUCUGCAAUACUCUUGGAUUUAACAAUUGGUGAGGGAAAUAAUCGCACUAAUCAAGAGGCUGCUAUUGGCUUUGAAGCUUGAGUUAUUUUCGAGAUUUCCAUUCGCCACCAUCAACCAAAUCAUUCCACAGCUUAUCACACACAAGCCUGACAAUGGCAACCACUGACUCAGCAUCCAAAGAAUACAACGUCAAAGGCAUUUUGAACAUCGGUAAAAAGCUGUACCUGAACGAGGAGAUGGCCGAUUUUCAUUUCGAUGUCGAGUUCAACGAUCAACAUGAGCGUAUUCCGGCGCACAAGCUUUUGUUAGCCAACGCGAGCGACGUCUUCCGUACAAUGCUCAAUGGGUCUUGGCUCGAGAAAGACGAAGCUAAGAUAGUCGACGCUUCUCCGUCUGCGUUCAAGGAGUUUCUGCAAUUCAUUUACUGCGGCCGAGUAAAAGUGACAACUGCAAACGUGGCACAAGUGAUGAACAUGGGGAAAAAGUACGACAUCCCCGAAUGUUUGGAUGCGUGUCAAGACUUCUUGCUAAACACACUCACCAAUGAAAACAUGUGCAUGGGCUAGGACUUGCGAUACUUUUGGAAGACAAACGAUUGAUGAAAUUUUGUGAGAGCAAAAUCAAAUACAACACGAACGAAAUACUCUCAUCAAGCAGCUUUCUGGACUGCGAUCAAAAUGUGUUGAAACGAAUUUUGCAGAUGGAUUCAUUGUUCUGCACAGAAGCUGAAUUGAUCGAAGCAUGCAUGUCAUGGGUGAAGUCGGUCAGCAAUCAAGAGCAAUUGACAAGGGAAAUUGUUCAAAAACAACUCGGUGAUUUGUUCUACGAAAUGCCAUUUGGGUCGAUGUCAUUGGAGGAGUUUGCUGCAUUUGAUCGUUCAUAUGGGGGUCUAUUUACGCUUGAUGAAUACAGAGAAAUUAUUCAAAUAUUCGCAUCGAAAGACUUUCAGCCCGAAUUAUUCAGGGCAAAGCGGAAAAUAUUCUAUGGAACCCAUCCAACAUGGAAUGAAGCCGCUGUGGUUGUAUGUGACCGUACAAUACAAGAUACGGAUGAUCCGCAAUUCAUUGAAAACGUUGAAACGACAACUUUCUCUACUAAUAAAACAAUUUUAUUGGGAGCAAUCGAAUGUGCACGUUUAUACGAGUUUAUAUUGAAUCAAUGGAAAGCCACAGUAAAAUUUCCAACGAAAAUAACGAUUACUGAAAGCGAAGAGUCAACAGCUUCGGGUGAAGGACGUAUCGUUUAUAAUGGUGAAGCGGAUUUGGAUAGCUUAGUACUAAUUCGUUUGCCCAAUCCAAUUCUCAUCAAACCGGGAUUCGUAUACAAAAUCCGAAUGGAACAAGAUCCACCACCGAAAUACUGUAUGACUUGGAAGCUAAAAUCCCAAGUGGAAAUAGAAUCUGGUAUUACUGUCAAAUUCCACAGUUCUAUCGUGGGUGAAGUGAUGAAAGGCUUAGUUCGCCAACUUGAAUUCAACCGAAUUGAAACAUGAUAUAACUAGUGUCUGAAGCAAUAGUUCACAAACAAACGAACCAGAACACUUUGAUGAAAAUUUACACUACCGUGCAAAAGUUUGGAACCACUAGGUAUUUUUCAUACAAAUUGACCAUUUUUGUGGACUCAUUAACAUAUUUCGGAAACACCUGCACUCUUGAUAUUUUGUGCAUAGUUUCUACAACGUUUCAAUAGCAAAUCACAAGUUGUAGAAACUAUGCACAAAAUAUCAAGAGUGCAGGUGUUUCCGAAAUAUGUUAAUGAGUCCACCAAAAAUGGUCAAUUUGUAUGAAAAAUACCUAGUGGUUCCAAACUUUUGCACGGUAGUGUAGGUAACAACAAAAAAUGAAAAUUAUACUUUUUGUAGUCAAAUUAAUUAUGUUCUAGAAAUAUACUUUCAAGAGAAAUAGAAUAAAAUAAAACUUCAGUUCCAAA